Molecule: messenger RNA, 2706 nt
Organism: Scylla paramamosain (green mud crab)
Lineage: Eukaryota; Metazoa; Arthropoda; Malacostraca; Decapoda; Portunidae
Product: organic cation transporter protein-like
Exons: 13
Coding region: 327-1922 (531 amino acids)
Biological process (GO): transmembrane transport
Cellular component (GO): membrane
Molecular function (GO): transmembrane transporter activity
Source: RefSeq, a predicted model, not a curated record
AACACAAACUAUUCCCGAACGUUUACAGACCCAAGCCUCUCCUGGAUGGAGCACGUCAGGGGAUCAAGCUUCUGGCCUGCUGCUGAAUGGUUAUUUUCAGCGGAAAGUGUGCAUUUUACAGUGUUUCAUAAUUUCUUUACCAACACGCAAAUUACUGCCUUUGAGUACAUGAAAAAUCAUUCCUUCAUCAUCUGUAAUAAAUGUCUCAUCACUUGAACACUUGAUCAGAAGACAGUGAGUGACAAGUAUACAGUCUUGUAAAAUUGUACGCGGGCAAAAGGCUACUCACCUGAAACAUGGGAAAGGGAGCGGCAUGACCAGCGUUAAUGCCUAAUGAGACCACAAAACCCCAGCCGCCCAGGUGCUCGGCCGCCGGCAUGAAAAACAUCGAGAAUUUUGAUGACCUCCUCAUUCACAUUGGGACUGGCAGAUGGAAUGCUUUAUACUUUCUAGCUAAUUCGUUCGCGUACUUCGUGUGGGCGACACAGAGCUUGAGCUUCGUGUACAUGGCGCCGGCCCUCGACUAUACGUGCUUGCCCCCAGACAACGCCACCAGCGUCUCAGAGGAUUCGUGCACAUAUGUCGGGAUAACAGAGGACGGAGCGGAAGUACAGGAGCCCUGUACUGAGUGGCACUUUGAUACGUCUGUCUUCAGCAACACCCUCACCUCAGAGUUCCAGUUGGUAUGCGGUCGAGCCUACCUACGCGCCACCUACCAUAGCAUUUUCAGCUUCCUCUCCGUGCUCUGUCUGCUGUGGGGCUACCUCGCCGACAGGUACGGAAGAAAGGUGGUAGUAGUGCUGACCCACGUGCCGUUGGGCGUCCUCUACAUAGCCAUGAGUUUCCUUCCCACCUUCAGUAUGGUUCUGGCCUUUCGCGCACUGAUGGGAGCAUUGACCAACGCCACCUUGUAUUUACUUGCCAUGGAAGUGUGCGAGAUAAAUAAGCGAUCUACGGUGGGAAUCCUGAUGGGCCUGCCCUGGGCCCUGGGCACCAUGGUGUACGGUGGCUUGGGUUAUCUCAUCCGGGACUGGCGGUGGCUCAACUUCGCUAUCUCCGUUCCUUUCCUGUUCAUCUAUGUCUUCAUAUAUCUGUUUGAUGAGUCACCACGGUGGUUGCUGGUGACUGGAAAGAAGGAAAAGGCGCGACGGGUGGUGCAGCGGGCGGCUCGCAUCAACCAGGUUCAGUUGCCGUCUGAGGAGCAUCUAUUAACGGUGCUGCAGAAGACUCAGGAGCCCAUGCCGAAUGCGGAAGAGGGAAAGAUGAUCAAAACAGGGUGUACGUCGCCAAAAAUAUUCAGUACUCCUAUCAUUAGAAGAGUCACCAUCAUCCUCGCUACCUGUUAUAUCAUAACCACGCUAGUGUUCACGGGUCUCAACGUGGGCGGCAGCGUGUUCAGCCACAACCCUUUCAUAUACAUGGUGAUGGGUGGCUUGAUGGAGAUACCCGGCUACACCCUCUCGGCGCCCAUCAUCAACCGCUGGGGGAGAAAAGUGCCCCUCAUCGUCAGCUUCUUUGUAUGCGGUGCCUGCAUUCUCUCAACCGUCAUCAUUCCCAAAGAUAUGUCGUGGCUGGUGCUGACACUAGCCAUGCUGGGAAAACUGACAGUCAGCGGGGCGUACAUGAUCCUCGUGGUCUAUCAGGCAGAGCUGCAGCCCACCGAGGUCCGUCUGCAAGGCAAGGGCGUAGUUCGAGUAUCGGCGAGUCUUGGCGAGUGCAUCGCACCCUACAUCACUAGCCUACUGGCCGUGGCGUUUCCCUGGCUACCGUCAGUCCUAUUUGGAGUGACCUCCUUGGCAGCGUGUUUCUUGCUGGCAAUCCUCCCGGAGACUGUUGGGGAACCACUCCCUGAAACCGUGGAGGAUCUCGACAAGUUGUGGAGAAGGAAGUGGAUGUCGAGCAGCAACAGUGUAGAAGUCUAGACAACCACCAUCAUCACCUCAGGCAAACUGGCUGAUUACCCAUACCAGAUGUGGGAACAAUUUUAGACCUUCACUGACCCUGUAAUCUCCCAGCUAACACACUAACACAGAAAGCAUAGCUAGAUAUAAUUAUAAAUAACUGAUGACCUACCUGUGGUACACGUGACUAGCAGGGAACGGUAGCAACUGGCGAGUCGGUAACACUGGGCGUUCCAAGCCCAGUGGCUGGCCGUGUUUUCGUAGCAAAGACAGAGUAUUUGUUGGCGUGCAGCUUUCCGGCCUUCUAGGUUCUUAACCAUUUAGGGAAAUUUACAAGUGAGGACUACAGAAGGGCGGAGAAUUGUACUGGUGGACGGCUGACUGCCGACUGUUCCCGACUGCAUGGGUCGAGCAGAGAGCUUAGUUCACGAUUUGCCACGUCAGAAAUAAUAGCUACCCACAAUCCGCACAUCCCCAAUCCUAAUUCAUUUGCAGUAGGAACAAAUACUUAGUUUAUACUAUAUCAACCUUAAUUGAUUCUUAAUUUAACUUUACAAUUUAUAUACAAAUCACACCAUAAACCAAAAAUACGUUGAUAAAUAUGUGAUACAAGAGGAAAUUUCCACAACAGGAUUCAUUUCAGCCAACAUGCAAAGAAAGUCUAUCAGAAUUUCAGUCACUGUAAAUUGUUUGCAAUUUAUAGCUAAUUUCUAAACUUACUGGGUGAACUAGGCAAUUCACUUAAUGGCUGAAAAGUUCACUCACUUUACAAAUUGUCUGGAUUUAGAUAUACACUGUGAUAUAU